AUGCAUCUGAACAACAUCGUGAUUGGAGCCAUUGUGGCCCUGAGCAGUACGGCGGUCGCGGUUCCCUCGUCAUCCGGGAAAUUCCACCUGGAGAAGAUCCAAGUCCCCGGUCGUCGCACGACAAGCAACCGGAACUGGCCCAAGAUCAUGUCCCCCAACAAGGCCAAUGGCACCGCCCACAGCCCCGCGAGCACGGACUAUAGACCCGACGGGGUGUGUUCCCAGCUGUGCGGCGUGGCCGCUCAGACUUGUGUGGUAGCUCUACCGAACGAUGAAGACUUCUGCUACGACACGUAUGUCCAGUGUGACAGCCGGUGUUAG
This is a messenger RNA of Aspergillus terreus NIH2624, 321 nucleotides long. RefSeq lists its product as uncharacterized. The record is from RefSeq and is a predicted model, not a curated record. Lineage: Eukaryota; Fungi; Ascomycota; Eurotiomycetes; Eurotiales; Aspergillaceae. Bases 1 to 321 code for a protein of 106 amino acids. The transcript has 2 exons.